AUGGGCACAGCUUCAAACGGCUUUGCCCUAGUAACGCCCGCCUCUCGGGGAAUAGGCUUCGCCUUCGCUCAGCAGCUCUUAGCACGAACAACCCUCCCCGUCGUGGUAACAGCGCGCAAGAACUGUUCCGAGGUCAGAGACCGACUUCUCUCCAGCAAGGAAUUACCAUCCACCGCAGACAAAAGACUGCGUAUACUUGAAGUAGACGUGAAAGAUGAAUCCACCAUCUCAUCCAUGGCGGAGACUAUACACCGCGAAUUACCGGAUACACCACUACGCCUCGCCCUAACAGUACCGGGUAUAUUACACGUCGAAAAAUCACCAUCUCAGAUUGACGCCAAAAAUGCGCUAGACAGUUUCCAAGUGAACGCUCUCGGCCCGCUAUUGCUCACGAAACAUCUCUCCCAAUUCCUCCCCACAAAGUCAUCACCUGCUUUCUCUUCUGAAACACAUGCAGAAGGUUCAUUGAGACUACCAUCUCAUGCAAUCUACGCCAUGAUGGCAGCACGCGUGGGCUCAAUAUCUGAUAAUAACUCCGGUGGCUGGUACUCCUACCGCGCGAGUAAAGCGGCUGUCUAUCAAAUAACUAAGACGUUUGAUUUGUAUUUGAGAGGCAGGUGUAAGGAGAGGGCGCUUGCUGUGGCGUUGCAUCCUGGGACUGUGAAAACGGAUUUCACAAAAGAGUUUUGGAGUGGGAGGGAGAUGCUUGAGCCGGCAGAUUCUGCGCAGAGGUUGCUGGAGUUUCUUAUGGAUUUGGAGCCUGGGGUUAAGGACGGUAGGGGGAGAUGUUGGGAUUGGAAGGGGGAGGAAGUAUUUCCCUAG
Messenger RNA from Penicillium cinerascens, 822 nucleotides. RefSeq lists its product as uncharacterized. The record is from RefSeq and is a predicted model, not a curated record. Bases 1 to 822 code for a protein of 273 amino acids. The transcript has 2 exons. NCBI's taxonomy places the organism in Eukaryota, Fungi, Ascomycota, Eurotiomycetes, Eurotiales, Aspergillaceae.